This is a messenger RNA of Symbiodinium necroappetens, 794 nucleotides long. Lineage: Eukaryota; Dinophyceae; Suessiales; Symbiodiniaceae. The record is from the annotation of a GenBank genome assembly.
GCUGGACAUGGAUUUCACCGGGGCAGCCGACUUUGUGGACCUGCCCCUCCUUCACAAUGUUGUGAGGUCCACCAUUCUGCAUGCUGUAAGCGCGGCUGUCGUUCUGCCAGCACGGAUCGCCGUCGACCUGAACGAGGACGAUGAAACCGAUCAGGCGGAUCUCAGCUUCCCACCUCCCGUGGGCAUUCUGCGAAUCCUCGUGAGGAAGGGCACGGACCUUGUGGCCGCCGAUUUUGGCCUGCGACCCUCGUCGGACCCAUUCGUUGUAAUCGAGGUGGGGCAGCAGUGUUGGCAGUCCUCCGUUGUCGAGAAGUCCUUGAACCCUGUCUGGGAGCACGGAAAUGUGCAAGAUUUCUUGGUGUACGACAAGGGCCAGAAGGCCAACAUCCUUGUUUACGACAAGGACAACUAUUCUCGCGAUGACCUCAUCGGAUCAGUGUCGCGGAUUGACCUGGAGCCGCUCAUGGUUCGGAAGCCGUGCGACACUGACUUUUCACUCAGCCUGGAGGGACGGCCAGCCGGCUCUUUGCAGAUCUCCUCGCGUUGGUUUGAACUCUCCCCGUCGGCUCCGCGUGAUAUCCCUGCGGCCGUGGCGAGGGGGCCUUCGCAAUUGGUCCUGGCCGUGAAGCUCUUAGGCACAGCGGGAGAUCAGGAGCAAGUGAUUGGUGAUGAUGUUUCAGAUGUUUUUGACUUCAGAACUUUUCUGUCGGAUGCUGCACGAGUGGUCAUCCCACACACAGCUGCAACGUCAAUAGUGUUGUCCCGGAUUUUUGUGGACCGCGGCACGUACGAAU